AUGUUAGAGACAGGACAAGGCGGGCGACCCCCAGGAGAUGGUGACCGGGGGCCCUUGGUGAUGGGUGUCUUGUGGGCGCAGGCAGGGAUAGCAACAGUCAUUGUAUUCCUGAGAUUAUAUGCUCGCUUCAUGAUACACACCACCGGUUGGGAUGACUGGCUGAUGUUUCUGACGCUGAGGGAACAGGCAAUAUUCAUCGGGUCAAUUAUCAUUGCUACCCUCCAAGAUAGUGUCGGAGGCUACCGACAUGUGUACUAUCUGGACGAGAAUGCCGUCGUGCGAGCGCUGGAGUUGAAUUUCAUCCUGCGCGGUGUUCAUAUUAUAGGGUACGCUACAGGCAAAGCAUCCAUCGGCGCAUUCAUUCUGCGUUUGAUCGGACCGCAGUGCUUGUGGCAGAAAUGGGUGGUUUGGGUCCUCAUCAUAUUCACUACGCUCGUCAAUGUGUUGAAUUGUAUAUUCAACUUCGUCCAGUGCAACCCGGUGCAGGGCAACUGGGACCCAAGGAUUUCAGCCAACUGCUGGAAAAGGAGGACACAGCUCAAGUUUGCUUAUUUCAUGUGCAGUACGGUCAUGAACAAGUCAUUCGCAAGACGAGAAUGA
This is a messenger RNA of Aspergillus viridinutans, 600 nucleotides long. RefSeq lists its product as uncharacterized. The transcript is spliced from 2 exons. The record is from RefSeq and is a predicted model, not a curated record. Bases 1 to 600 code for a protein of 199 amino acids. NCBI's taxonomy places the organism in Eukaryota, Fungi, Ascomycota, Eurotiomycetes, Eurotiales, Aspergillaceae.